ACACCUGAAUGUUUAAAGGGCCCGGGUCAGCUGACUGCCUCCAGCCCGGGUUUAGUCCUGGGGGUCAGGGUCGCGGUCGCCGCGGAGGAGAGAUGACCGCGGAGCGACCCGGCACAGUGCUCCUGGGCAGACCUGGGAGGCCGCCGAUGCUGGGGUGCGGGGGAGUCUGUAAGGUUCAGGAUUUUGCCGCGAUCUCCCUGCUGCUGUUGUCUGCGGCAAUAUUCGGGGCUAAGACAGAGAACGACUUCAAUCUGGUUCAGCCGCUAGUGACUAUGGAGCAGCUGCUGUGGGUGAGCGGGAGGCAGAUCGGCUCUGUGGACACGUUCCGCAUCCCGCUCAUCACAGCCACUCCUCGGGGCACUCUCCUUGCCUUCUCUGAAGCCAGAAAAAUGUCCACGUCGGAUGAGGGGGCCAAGUUCAUCGCUCUGCGGAGGUCCGUGGACCAGGGCAGCACGUGGUCUCCUACAGCAUUCAUUGUGGACGAUGGGGAGACCCCAGAUGGGCUAAAUCUGGGGGCAGUGGUGAGCGAUAUUGAGACAGGAGUGGUGUUCCUUUUCUACUCCCUCUGUGCUCACAAGGCUGGCUGCCAGGUAGCGUCCACCAUGUUAGUGUGGAGCAAGGACGAUGGUGUUUCCUGGAGCCCUCCCCGGAACCUCUCUUUGGAUAUUGGCACCGAGAUGUUUGCCCCUGGACCGGGCUCUGGCAUUCAGAAACAGCGGGAGCCACGGAAGGGUCGGCUCAUCGUGUGUGGCCACGGGACGCUGGAGCGGGAUGGGGUCUUCUGCCUCCUCAGCGAUGACCACGGCGCCUCAUGGCGCUACGGCAGUGGGGUCAACGGCAUCCCCUAUGGCCAGCCCAAGAGAGAAAAUGAUUUCAACCCUGAUGAGUGCCAGCCCUAUGAGCUCCCAGAUGGCUCAGUUGUCAUCAACGCCCGGAACCAGAACAACUACCACUGCCACUGCCGAAUCGUCCUCCGCAGCUACGAUGCCUGCGAUACGUUGAGGCCCCGUGAUGUCACCUUUGACCCUGAGCUCAUAGACCCUGUUGUAGCCGCAGGAGCUGUAGCCACCAACUCUGGCAUUGUCUUCUUCUCCAACCCAGCCCAUCCAGAGUUCCGAGUGAACCUGACCCUGCGCUGGAGCUUCAGUAAUGGUACCUCAUGGCGGAAAGAGACAGUCCAGCUCUGGCCAGGGCCCAGUGGUUACUCGUCGCUGACCACCCUGGAGGGCAGUGUGGACGGGGAGGACCAGGGCCCCCAGCUCUUCGUCCUGUAUGAGAAAGGCCGGAACUACUACACAGAGAGCAUUUCCCUGGCCAAAGUCAGUGUGUACGGGACACUCUGAGCUGCACGCCUGCCGCACGUGUCUAAGGCCCUGGCUCAGCCCUCAGGACCGUGGGUCUGCAGAGGGUCUGUGGGAGGUGCCUAAAAGACAGCUCCACCUUCCUUUAGACUCUAGCCUUUUGCAAAAUCAACUUUUCUUUGACAGGGAAAUCACUCCAUUAGGACUAAAAGCCUGGCUUCUGAACCCACACAGGAAGUCCUGCCCCCACCUGGGAGCACUUCCUUUCCACAUCGCUGGGUCUGGCCCCUCUACCCUAUCUGCCCUCCCAGGACAAUGAUUGGUCCUUUUCUUGGGCAAGGCUAGGUGGGCCUGUAGAACUGAAUAAAUGUGAACUCAGGGAAUUGGGGAAGGCUGAGCUUCCUCUUUGAGGUAAGAUACUGGCUUUGGAGAGGGUUGGUGGAGGUCAUGGGACGGCAGAAUGUUUGCUUUCAGGGUAAGGAACUAGAUGCACCAUCCACUGUUGCUAUUUAUGAAUCAAAAUGUUUGUAACAUAAUGUUUUCAAUGAAGGAGAAGGAACUUGUGUAGAA
Messenger RNA from Rhinolophus ferrumequinum (greater horseshoe bat), 1871 nucleotides. RefSeq names its product neuraminidase 1 (gene NEU1). Lineage: Eukaryota; Metazoa; Chordata; Mammalia; Chiroptera; Rhinolophidae. The transcript has 6 exons. Gene Ontology annotation, biological process: oligosaccharide catabolic process; ganglioside catabolic process. The record is from RefSeq and is a predicted model, not a curated record. Gene Ontology annotation, molecular function: exo-alpha-sialidase activity. Bases 9 to 1343 code for a protein of 444 amino acids. Gene Ontology annotation, cellular component: membrane; cytoplasm; lysosome.